GUUUCACAGUCAUGAUUAUGGGCAGGGCUGCUGUAUGACUGCAGGUGACCAACGAUUUCAGUGAAGGUGAAACUAAAUAAAACAGAUGAACUGGAAGCUUCUUCAAACAACAACCUUUUUAUUCAAACACUGCUAUUCACAGCCAUGGCAUCCUCCAGUGGUCCACUAAAUAAGGAACUCCACUGCUCCAUCUGUCUGGAUGUGUUCACUGAUCCAGUCACCACUCCAUGUGGACACAACUUCUGCAGAACCUGCCUGGACAAGUGCUGGACAAACACACAGAUCUACUGCUGUCCAUCCUGUAAAGAAACAUUCAGCAGAAGACCUGAUCUUGAGAUUAAUACAACCAGUGGGGCUAUAACAGGGGGGGAGUUCAGGAUGGCCAUUCAAAGGGCCAUGAUUGGAGAGCGGGGCACCGGAAAGCAACCUCUACUGAGGGGGACAAACCUACACCUGCUUUCACUCCCCCAAAAGCAAAUUCUACACAGGCCCCAAGUCAAUGUGCUACUCAGGGGUCCCAGAAACCAUAGCGACACCUCUGAAUACAAUGCUGAGAGUUUUGCAGAACAGUUUCAGGAGAAGCUCAAUUUAGGAAAAUCUGACGUGUUCUGUGACUUCUGUGUUGAAAGAAAGCAGAAAGCUGUGAAGUCCUGUCUGACGUGUCAAAGCUCUUACUGUGAGACUCACCUGGAGCCUCAUCACAGAGUCCCACGUCUAAAGAAACACAAACUGAUCAACGCUGUGAAAAAUCUGGAUGAUUAUAUAUACCAGAAACAUGAGAAACCUCUGGAAGUGUUCUGCAGAGAUGAUCAGACGUGUGUGUGUCUGUCCUGCACUGAAGGAGGCCACAGGACUCACAACAGUGUUCCUGUAAAGGAGAAGAUUGAACAGAAAAAGGCAUUACCAUCAGAAGUGGAAUCAGCAGCAAGAGCUCUUAUUGAUGUGUUAGCCAGGGGCCUGGAUUCAUCUUCAUCAAACGGCCUUACUCCUUUGCCUACUCUGACAGAACCUGAAAAUAGGCUGAAGCAGGCAUUAAAAAGGCAGUUCCAGAGUAUGUUGGGGACUGAAAAUGACCAGCCUAGGCGCAAAAAACGUUUCUCUGUGGCCAAACCUGGCAAUGUGAAAAAGACAGAUUUUCUCAUUUAUGUGCUCUCCGAACCAACCCUGUCGAGUCCAAAAGAUGAUGAAGACCUAAAACUUCUACAUGCUGGGCUUGGAAAAAAGCUGUUAACUCUUCCAGACAGUUUUAAACACAAUUGCCACUUUGCUUGA
Molecule: messenger RNA, 1272 nt
Organism: Labeo rohita (rohu)
Lineage: Eukaryota; Metazoa; Chordata; Actinopteri; Cypriniformes; Cyprinidae
Product: E3 ubiquitin-protein ligase TRIM47-like
Exons: 5
Coding region: 145-1272 (375 amino acids)
Molecular function (GO): zinc ion binding
Source: RefSeq, a predicted model, not a curated record